AUGAGCUUUGUCCGGUUUGUUGGGAAGGCCUCCUGCUUCACCCCAGAAGGCUCCCCGAACCCAUCCUCGGUACCUCACACCACCAGCAUGGCAGCACUGCAUGGCCAUAGCAUGUCUAAAUCUGGCAUCGGCCGGGAUUACAUUACAGAUGUCUACAUUGGACCACCUCGACGGCCUCCUCAACGGCCUCCUCGAUGGCCUCCAUUACCCACAUCCAGACAUACACGAGGGACAUCACUUCCACCUCUAGUUAUCCCGAACAAUGCAUCUCCAGCACCGAGACCGCUUUCUGAGUUCCGGCCCAAGGAAGAGUCCUCUACCGUGUUUCUGAACUUUUCACUUCCACGGCCUGUUGCCUGCAGAAAGAAAUCAAGCGUGGACAUCACCGCAUCCAACACACAGUCAACACAUCUUUCUGUACCAAACACCAACUCAACACAUGGCGAAAACAAUUACUCCUCGUCCAACGCUGGCUGGGUUCCACCUCCCCCAAAAUCACCACAACGACCCUCAACGGCCAGGGGACACUACAAAAUACCCCCUCGCCCGAAAUCACCACAACGACCCUCAACGUCCAGGGGACACCACCAAAUACCCCCUCCCCUACCAACACCAAACCGACCUCUAUCAAGUGGAUCAGACUCAUCACCAUCACGGCCCCUCUCAUCAGGAUCCGACCAAGUCCCAGAACUUGAACCAGACGUUUACAAUGACGACGUCAGCAUCAUCUCCGACGCAACCCAAACACCUCCACCACCCACCUACGCGCCUCCCUCACCACCAGUCAAAUCACCCCUCCGUCCCUGGUCCGUAGGAUCCACCUACUCUCAAGUCUCGUCUUCAUCACCUUCUUCUUCUUCUUCAGGAUUCCCACUGCACCGCUCCAGCUUCUACCCCGGCAAGCGCAACCCGCCACCCCGCAUCAACUUCCGCCCCUCCUCCCAGGCUUACUACCCCACGAGCAGAAAGAGCGUGCCCAACCUCCGACGACAACAGUCAGAGUCAGCAGACGACUCGACGGGGUCCGAAGACAACGACACAACAACAACAACUACCACGGGAACAACAGGAAAUGCAAGACGGCAGCCAAAGACUUACAAGCUCGACACCCGAAGCCGCCGCCGCCGCGGAAUGAGCCCGUCGGAUGUAGACCUGGAUGACCCCACCGCCCGUGAAUGCAGCAAGGCCGAAGCCGAGGCUUUCACACAGCUGAUUGGCAUCAUUGAUCGGUUUAACGCUAGGGAGGGGGGGUCGCCGUCUGUACCUGAUCGGUUGGCGAGACGGGUGUCGUCGUUGCAUUUGCGGGUGGCGACGCCGGUGUUUGAUCCGGCGGAUGAGCAGAGGGAGCUAUGGGCAAAGGGCUUGAGGAAGGUCAGCCCGACUGUGUAUGUGGCGGAUGUGGACAGCGUUUGGGGGUAUUAUUUUGAUGAAGAUACUAGUCCUAUCUGAGAGAGGGGAGUGAUUAAUGGUUAGGGGACACUGAAGAAAUAGGCAAUGUCGGGCAGGGACUUUUGCAUAUGGGUACACAUGGAUGGAGUUAAUUUGUAUUUUUAGGGGUUUUGUACAUAUGAUACCAACUGGCUGAUGAUAAUGAACAUAGGAUAC
Neurospora hispaniola is the source of this 1605-nucleotide messenger RNA. RefSeq lists its product as uncharacterized. Lineage: Eukaryota; Fungi; Ascomycota; Sordariomycetes; Sordariales; Sordariaceae. Bases 1 to 1449 code for a protein of 482 amino acids. The transcript has 2 exons. The record is from RefSeq and is a predicted model, not a curated record.